Messenger RNA from Megalops cyprinoides (Indo-Pacific tarpon), 1308 nucleotides. RefSeq names its product membrane bound O-acyltransferase domain containing 4 (gene mboat4). The coding region runs from base 1 to 1308 and encodes 435 amino acids. Gene Ontology annotation, cellular component: endoplasmic reticulum membrane. Gene Ontology annotation, molecular function: serine O-acyltransferase activity. NCBI's taxonomy places the organism in Eukaryota, Metazoa, Chordata, Actinopteri, Elopiformes, Megalopidae. The transcript has 3 exons. The record is from RefSeq and is a predicted model, not a curated record. Gene Ontology annotation, biological process: peptidyl-serine octanoylation; lipid modification.
AUGAAUUUCAAACCAGUUCUUCAAUUCAGCUGGUCAGCUUUUGAACAAUACCCACAAUUGGUUUAUCAACUUUCAUCAGUUCCCUUUGCCAUGUUAUUUUAUGGCCUGGCAAAACGAGAAUGUCUUACCUUGAUCCACAGGUACAUCUACCUUACAUUUGGAGGAUGUAUCCUUGCUGCUGUCACCAUGGGUCCAUACUGUUGGUUGGUGUUUGUUGCUGCUGUUGCCUCUGUGCUGCUAGUUCACUCAUUGUGUCCAUUGCACAUUCACCCUUGGAUGUUUGGAGUCCAAAUGUGCUGGCAGACCUUCUGGCACCUCCUUAUCCAGUACAAUGAGUACUGGCUUCAGAAGUCCACAGACAAUAGACUCCUGCUAGCAGUGUCAUCCCUGAUGCUGCUCACCCAGAGGAUGACAUCUUUGUCGAUGGAUAUCAAAGAGGGUAACCUGACACCACCGCCCUCAGGAACAUCGGUGUGGAGCAGUACCACAUUAAUGCUCCCUUACCUCAGCUAUACCCUCUACUUCCCUGCUCUUCUUGGUGGACCGCUUUGUUCUUUCCAAAAGUUUGUGUCCUUUGUAGAGCAGAGCAGUAUCACCCCACCUCCACAUCCUUUGCAUGCUGUUUGCUGUAAGGUGUUAUUUGUUUUAGCAUUGGAAUAUGCCAAAUAUCUCCUUGCAGGGUUAAUAAAAUCCUACUGUGUGAGUCACCUCAGUGCCCUGGGGGGCAUCCUGUGGGUGUGGGGCCUUUCUCUGGUGCUCAGAAUGAGCUAUUACUCCCACUGGGCUCUGAGUGAGUCACUGAACAAUGCAGCUGGGCUGGGAUUCACAGGUUACAGCAGCCAGGGCACCCCUCUGUGGGAUGGUGUGUCUGAUGGUGACCCCUGGACCAUAGAGAUGUCCAGUCGGCCGUCUGUGUUUGCUCGUCGGUGGAAUGGGACAACAGCCUUAUGGCUACGAAGGCUAGUUUUUCAAAACUGCAAAAUUGCGCCACUAGCACUCACUUUUGGCUUCUCUGCCUGGUGGCAUGGGCUGCACCCAGGUCAGAUUCUGGGGUUCCUGAGCUGGGCUGCCACUGUCCAGGCUGACUACUUCAUUCAUCAGCACCUGUGCCCUCUACUGGACACUCAAGGGAAGCAGGUGGUGUACACAUGUCUGAGUUGGGCACAAACUCAGCUGGUUAUAGCAUGUGUCGUAGUUGCUGUGGAGCUCCGGAGUGCCUCUGCUUUGUGGCUCUUCUGUAAGACCUACAUUGCUUUUUUUCCUCUUCUGUAUAUUGUACUGCUUUUUUUUAUAACACGAAGAAGCUAA